This is a messenger RNA of Cyprinodon tularosa, 3214 nucleotides long. RefSeq names its product RNA-binding protein with multiple splicing-like. The transcript has 9 exons. The record is from RefSeq and is a predicted model, not a curated record. Lineage: Eukaryota; Metazoa; Chordata; Actinopteri; Cyprinodontiformes; Cyprinodontidae. The coding region runs from base 366 to 950 and encodes 194 amino acids. Gene Ontology annotation, molecular function: mRNA binding.
CCUCCUUCCUUCAGAGGGGCGGACGGUGGGAUGAGGAGAGAAGUUUGCCUUCGGCGCGUUUCGCUCAACAUUAAACCGUAUUUCAUUUUAGGGGGGGGACAGCAACAAGAGGAGCCUUCGAGGGAUUGCUGAGAGGAGUAUCCGACAGCGGAGACACCGACACAGCUGACCCCCUUUAUUUACUCCUUUGAUUUCAUUUAAAGAUUAACCAUUAAUGUCGCCGAACUAAAGGGAAGAGACUCGGGUCCAAGUCGGAGGGCUUUUAAUUUAAUUUGUGGAGGAAUAAUAAGAAAAAAAGGACAAAACGAAAGAAAAAGAGGAGCAGCUUUCGAGUGAAGGAAAAAAAAAGUAGAUACUGACUCAUAAUGAAUAACAACAAAAUAGAGAAGGAAAACGAGCAGAGUGAGUUCAGCAACCAUGAAGAGGAGGUCCGAACGCUAUUCGUCAGUGGGCUACCGCUGGAUAUCAAACCGCGGGAGCUGUAUCUCCUCUUCAGACCAUUUAAGGGAUAUGAAGGAUCCUUGAUAAAACUCACUUCUAAACAGCCGGUGGGGUUUGUCAGCUUUGACAGCCGAUCAGAGGCGGAGGCUGCUAAGAAUGCCUUGAACGGGGUCCGUUUUGAUCCAGAGAUUCCCCAAACUUUGCGGCUGGAGUUCGCCAAAGCUAACACCAAGAUGGCCAAAAACAAGCUGGUCGGCACUCCCAACCCCCCUCCUUCCCAACAGAGCCCCGGGCCACAGUUCAUUAGCAGAGACCCAUAUGAGCUUACAGUGCCCGCUCUCUAUCCCAGCAGCCCAGAUGUGUGGGCGUCAUAUCCGCUGUACCCGGCAGAGCUGUCGCCGGCCCUUCCACCCGCUUUCACCUACCCCUCCUCGCUCCACGCUCAGAUCCGUUGGCUCCCACCUGCAGAUGGAACUCCUCAGGGAUGGAAGUCCAGACAGUUCUGCUGAAGUAUGUGUUCCUGAUGUGUGAUGGUGGCCGUGGCCGGCUGUGACGGGCGUUGCUGUUUGCCUCUUCUAUUAGAAAUUAGAAGGGCUGACCUGAUUCCAGAUCCUGCAGCAGCGUACCGUCGGCAGCAGCAGCCUUAUGGGCUUCAGGACAUACUAGACCCCAGCCUCCAUCGCACAUCAAGCCCCACUCCCGACUCCCCCUCCUCCCCGAAGUCUUUGCUACUCUCUUUGUUUUUUGUUUUUUUAUACUGUUACAUACUCGAGCUUUGCAGGCAGCACUUCUGCUACUCCUCCUCUGAGACGUAUGGUGGAAACGCCCUGUGUUUACCGAUGCUUCAUGCGCAGGCAAACGUACGGAAAGACCAACGCAGGAGAGUUGUGGAAGUGUGGCUAAAGUGCAAACGAGUAAUGUUAUAAUACUAGAAUUAUUAAUAUUCUGUAUAUCAUUCAUAUCAAUGUUAUUAUAAUAAAUACAUGUUGAAGCAUGAAUUUGCAAAAAAAAAUCAAAAAUAAAUAAAAGAUUCAACAAUGCUGUACAUUUUUAGAUAUUUUAAAGAAAAACAAAAAGGUAUUUUUGUAAUCAAGACAACGUUGAAAUGUUUCGAUCGGUUCAUGUUGUGUAUGAGAAAUUGUCCUACCUUUUUAUUUCAAUUUGUUUGCCUCUUUUAUGUUUUCGUGGCAUUUGUAAAAUAACAAGUCGCCCUUCCAUACCAAAGCAGUCAUCGGUUUAACUUGUCUUUUCUACACAAAGUGGAUUUCUCUUUGCUUUUUAUUUUUUUAUAGUGCUGAGCUAAAUCAGCAGUCCCUUUUCACCCUGUAUGCUGUCAUAAUGUGCAAGAAGAGGCAUCAACAGGAUUAAAGCCAUCGCUGGUGAAAGUAAAAAGUGACCCCAGAGAUGACAGCGAGUGGCAAAACUCAACUCCACUAUUAUUAGAAAUCUUCUUUAUUUUGUAGCAAGAGGACAAUAGCAAAGUACAGAGAAACAAAAGACCAAAGGCUUUUUUUUUACACUGGUGCGCAUUUUAGAAUUCAAUUUCUGACUGCUUUGUAGUCCUUGGUCUGAUUUUCUUAUGAAGUACGACAUAAUUAUUUUUUUUUUUUGCUGCAUAUCCCUGUUGGUGUCACUCCAAAGAGUCUUUUAGCUUCUGAAAGAAUUUUUCCACUUGAAGCAUUUUGUCUCUUUUGUCUAUUUUAAGGAAGCUGGUUUGAUUGGACUUGCUUUUGGCAAGUUUUAAUUUGCAUAUUAAUGAUGGAGGUGGAAAAAAAAAAACAAGAAUAAUUCCUGAUUUGAUGUCUUUUUGCAAUAACAUCCGCUGUGCAACAUAUCAUGGACUGAUCAUGUUUGUGUAACCUUUUUAAUGGCAAAAUAAUCAACUUUGUCCCAUUUGUGCAAAACUCUUAACGCUUGUAAUCAAUUCUUGUACUUUGCAGAUAAAGUCACAUAUCAUACUGAUGUGGCGAUAAAGGAAACCACAGAAAAUGCUGUAAGAAAUUAACAAUAUCUGAAUACUCUUUACUCCAGGUGUGUAAAACCUUCUUUGGCUAGUUGAAUCCUGUACAUUUGUCAGUGUUUCUUCAUGUUGAAUAAUAACAUGCGUCAUAUUAAGGUGGACCGUAUCACCUGAAUAGAUGAAGAGGGGUUUUUUUCUUUUUUUUUUUUUUUAUAAUUCUAAACCAAGUGUGGAGCCAAAUUUAUUAGAACAAGUAUUUAUAUAAAAAAGUGUGAGUGUGUUUUUUUCUUUCCAAAGAUCAUAGAAGAUUAUUGUAUAAUUAACUGUAAGUAUUACUGUAAGUUUAUCUGUAUAAUCAUUUGAUCAUUUUUCUAGAGCUUCAUUGGGUUUGUGACUGUCCAAUCGGAACAGUCUGUGUUUGAUAUGUGAAUACUGCUAUAAUUCACUGUGAAAGUCGGAGAACAAAUCGAUCUUUUCAUGUUUUUUCCAGCCUUAUGGUACAGAAAUUCCUGGAAGUUAAUGAGACGGUCAUUCUGUUUGUUAAUGAAAGAUAUUCCUUUGCUUGGUUUCGGUGUGUAACUGUGUGUUGUGCAUGUUCACAGGCAUGUGUUUGUUCUUUUUUCCUUAAUACCUACAAGUGCUGUUGAUAUUUAUGUACUUUAGCCGCUGUGAGGAGGAAAUUGACCUCAGUGGGUUGCAGAUGUUUGUUGGUUUGAAACAAAAAAAAAAAAAAGGUGAUAGAGCUGUUUUUAUGAACAUAUUAAAUGAAGACAUUUUGGUCCAUCUGCCAUUAAAGAUUGACAUUGAAACUGC